Messenger RNA from Caretta caretta (loggerhead turtle), 4454 nucleotides. RefSeq names its product ST6 beta-galactoside alpha-2,6-sialyltransferase 1 (gene ST6GAL1). The record is from RefSeq and is a predicted model, not a curated record. Gene Ontology annotation, cellular component: Golgi apparatus. Lineage: Eukaryota; Metazoa; Chordata; Testudines; Cheloniidae. Gene Ontology annotation, molecular function: beta-galactoside alpha-2,6-sialyltransferase activity. Gene Ontology annotation, biological process: sialylation.
GCACCCUGGCCUCCAAGUUUUGCAUAACAUCCUCCCCCUUCCUGCCCCCCCAGCCCGGGCCGGGCUGCCGGCUUGGGGAUGAGCUUGGCUUCUCUCCUCGCUGGCAAGCAACCGGCGAGGACAGGGGCUUGUGAAUAGCUGCCAAGUGUCCGGGCGGUAACAAAGGGAUCCGCAGACCAGCGGCUGAGCUGCCCGGGCCGUGCUUAGCGCAGCAGCUGCAACCCCAAUGCUGUCAGACACCUUCAGGAUCCAUUUGAAGGCUCUGCUCCACAUACAUGAUAAAGGGACACUUUCCACCUCUUGUUUAAAGGAACAGAGAGAGGGAGUCUGAUCUACAGAUUUCAUAACUGGGUGGAUGCUUUGGUGACAUCAGUCUUGCCUGUAAUCUUCUGUCACUUAACAGAAAGGGUCUCCAGUCAGGAGGGAACAAGGCCCAGACUUGGGUUUUGGAGAUGCUGUUCAUCAUACCUGUUUUCCCAUGGAGUGAGUGGUGAUGGCAAAGGGGUUGCUGACGCUUAAGAAGUUUUCACGCAUGGAUUUUAAAAUGUGGCUUGUGAACUUCAUUACAAAUCUGCUCAUCACUCUGGCUUGUUGGAUUUGUAAGAGAACACAGCUUCUCACCAUUGUUAGAAAACCUGCAGAUACUUAAAAAUGAGUAGUGGUUGCUCUAACUCAAGUAUUAGCCAACAACAGGCCCAGCAUCCUGCCUUGUGUUAAUCACCUCAUUCUGAUGCACCAUACAUUAUGGUUGCCAUCAAUCUAUUGAAAAAAUUCGUAUAUGGACUCCUGUUAUUGAUUGUGGUUCUGACUAUUUGCUUGUGGAGGGAAACAAGAAAAGACUAUUACGUUCCCUUCAAAACAGAAAGCAAAAGUUUUCAGAUUCUCAGAACUCUGGGAAAAGGAGACGUAUUUACAUCCCGACUCCUUUCAAGCAAACCUGUCAGUGAGAAGGGCCAGUUAUCUGUUGCUUUGCUGAUCAAACUGGAAAAAGUAAAUGGCAGCAUCUCUCCAACCCCUCCAGGAAACAAUGCAGUGGCAAAGUCCAAGAAAUCAGUGCUCUCUGUGAAUGUCUGGAAUGAGGAAAGUUCAUCAAAGAAUCUCAUACCUAGGCUGCAAAAGGUCAAAAACAAUUACCAGUCCAUGAACAAGUACAAUGUGACUUACAAAGGGCGAAGGAAUACUACCAAACUCAGUCCAGAGAAACUGCUCUGCCAGCUCCGGGACAGAGUGAAUGUGACAAUGAUCCAUGGGUCAGACGGUCCGUUCAAUACCUCUGAAUGGCAGAAGUAUCUACCAGAAAAAAACCUCAGCCAAGAAGUCGGCCACUUCCGUCAAUGCGCUGUCGUGUCCUCAGCAGGAGCUCUGAAGUCCUCGCAUCUGGGACCAGAGAUAGACACCCAUGAUGCAGUUUUGAGAUUUAAUGGGGCUCCUACCAUAGGGUUUCAGAGUGAUGUGGGGGAAAAGACAACAGUCCGCCUUGUUAAUUCACAGCUUGUAACUGUCAAAGAGCAGAAGUUCCUUACAGAUAUAUUGUACAAUACUGGAAUCUUAAUUGUCUGGGAUCCAGCGCCUUAUCAUGCAGAAAUUCAUCAGUGGUACAGAAAACCAGACUACAAUUUCUUUGCAAACUACAAGGAGUAUCGUACCAGACAUCCGAAACAGCCCUUUUAUAUCCUGAACCCAAAAAUGCAGUGGGAGCUCUGGGAUAUCCUGCAGGAGAACUCAUUGGAGGAUAUUCAGCCCAAUCCACCUUCUUCUGGAAUGCUUGGCAUUGUGAUCAUGAUGACCCUCUGUGAUGAAGUGAAUAUUUAUGAAUUCCUCCCUUCCAAACGACAGACAGACAUCUGCCACUAUUACCAGAGAUACCAUGACCGUGCCUGCACCAUGGGUGCUUACCAUCCACUGCUGUUUGAGAAAAACUUGGUGAAGCGUGUUAACCAAGGCCAAAAUGAGUUAAUUUACACUCAUGGGAAAGUGACUUUGCCCGGCUUCAGAAACAUGCACUGUUAGCAACUCAACUUCUACUGUGCAUAGAUACUUCUGUUGAUUUUCAAAGCACUUUUAGAAGGAUAUUGUUGAGAUUUUUAGGCCUAAACAUUGAUGUGCCUUGGCAGUUCUUCCAUAACGCACCCCUUACAUUAAGGAUUCCUGUGAUGCAACUUCUCCGAUCUGUACAAUAGCAGAAAGCAUUACACAUCCUCCACCACAAUUAUCCAAUAUCUACUGUGUGAACCUCCAGUCAGAUUAGUAGGUCUGAUCGUCUGAGGGGCUGAGUAUCCUUCAGCUGCAGUUGGCCACCUGAGUUUUCUUCUGUGCAGUUAAACCAACGUACUGCUGGUGUCACUCCGCUGAACUCCGUGAACAGCAGAAAAUUUGGCCCCUUUUAAUAAAGAGUGGCUAAAAAUAAUCCCAUGGUUCUUGAUUCCUUAAAGACAGGCCUACGAUUAUGGACCCACUGUCAAGUUUGCCUGCUAAGAUAGGCAGUAGUUCAACAAGUUAAAAUCUAUGACUUGCAUUAUCGUCCUACCAACCUUGAGAAACAGUCCUUUAUAUCCUGGAAUUGUGAUGGUGAUUGUGUCCAAUCAAAGAGGAAGUGUUCAGUGUUGAUUUGUUUUGGAAUUUUUACCUUUUUAAAAGUUAUGAUGUUCAGUGAAUUACUAAAUUGAAUUUAAAUGUCUGAUGAUCACUCAGCACUGUUUGUUCAAUGUAGCAUCCUCUUGGGGACACAGGAUAUUUUAAUUCCAAAUCAUUUUGGGGAAGACUUUUGAAAGGCAUAAAUGGCAGUUUGCAAUUGUAAUGGGGAUUGGUGCCUAAUUGCCAUUUGUGCCCUGUGAAAGUCUCCCCAUUAGUAAUUUAGGACAAUAAUACCAUAUAGUCACAGGCAACUAAAUAAGCCUUGGGGCUUCUAGCCAGGUGCAAACCAGUUCUCCCCUUCUAGGUUUCAUCAGCUAUCCAAGUUGACCUUUGUUAGAUAUUCCUGACAUUUAGAUAGUCAGUCAGUCAGUCAGUCAGUCAGUCUCUCUCUCUCUCUCUCUCUCACACACACACACCCCCACCCACCCACCCACACACCCAGAUACACCCCCCCCCACACACACACACACAGAGAUACACCCUUUCCAAGUGUGCAGAGAAUGAGCACAUUACACUAGCUCUUGAAAUAGCAGCUGGGAAUGGGGAGCUGCACUCUGCUCUUCAAGCCAGUCCAAAAGGGAGGGGGGCAGAGCUUUGACUCCUUCCUGCCCCAUUGAUGUGAUUUUUGUCCCCAGAGCUCAUGAAAGGAGUAGUUGUUUAGAUUUCCCCCAAUCACAGUUCUUCUUUCGUCUGUGCAGAGGGGUCACCUCGGUUGUCUCCCUUCCCUCUGUUCACCUAUUCCAGAUCCACUACCCCUUUCCUCAUGAUUCUGAUUCAUAGGAUCUUCGCUUCCAAGCUGAAGCCACCGGGUCAGACUCUUCUGUUGUGUACACUGGUGUAACCCUACUCAGGUCCGUGGCAUUGUGCCAGUGCUGGAACACCUGAUAGGAAGUACAAAUGCUCAACAAUUAAUAUGAUGUUUGCUGUUUGCUGAUCCUACCUACAUAUAUGACAAAAUCGAUAUUAUUUAACUUUCAGUCGGUAAUGGCAUAUAUCUGUUUUUGAAUGGUAUGGGUUUUAAUGGUUUUAGUUGCAGAAAGUAGAUGCUAAUUUUGCUGUCCAUAAUAUGCAUCCCUGUGGUAGGAAAACAGUUGCACACCAAACAGACUUUGUCUCCAUUUUGAAGAACCCACUGGGUUAAAUUCUGCCUUCUGUUAAACUUGUAUUGUAUGACCCACUGGAUUCAUGGGAGAGCUUGGCCACCACUGAUCUGGAUCUACAGAGGAACCCUUGUAUUCCAUGUGGAGACCAGUUGACUUUAGAGGGACUCUGUGCAGAUCCAGUUGUGAGAUCAGGGCUUAACCGAAUAAGGUACCAAUGAGAAAAUUUGCAUCAUGGUACUUGUAAAAUGAGAAUUCCUGUUGUUUUUAAUAAAACCUUUUGAAGACAUUGGCUCAGAUUCUGAUCUCCAUAAACCAGUGUAAAUCUAAAGGGACUACAGUGGGUUUACACCAGUGUAUAUGAAAUCAGAAUCUGGUCCAACAUUUAAAGAAUGUUUUUUUAAAUGUGUGUACAGCUCUGCAAAGGCUGUGUCGGGAUAAUAGUGAGUUCCAAUCUGUGACUCAUUACCAAUUUCCAUUGUUGUACAGAAUGAAACUAUCAAGCUGUUUGAAUUAAUUCUGUAGCGGUAUUUUAAAUUUUAUGUGGAAGUACAAAACUCAGCAUUUUUAAAAAUGUUCUGAACACUGAUCUUUUAAAAUAGUUUGAAAUAAUACUGAAGGAUCCAAAGAAGAUGUACAAUUUGUAAUAAGUGUCUUUUUUUUUUUUAAAGAGAUGGUCUCUGUGUCAUUUUUAAAUUAAACUAACAUCAGGAUAUUAAA